This is a messenger RNA of Cannabis sativa, 900 nucleotides long. RefSeq lists its product as uncharacterized. The transcript has 3 exons. The record is from RefSeq and is a predicted model, not a curated record. Bases 1 to 900 code for a protein of 299 amino acids. NCBI's taxonomy places the organism in Eukaryota, Viridiplantae, Streptophyta, Magnoliopsida, Rosales, Cannabaceae.
AUGGAUACUCCACCAGAAGCAGCAAAAUUAGAUUCUGAUGCAGCAGAACUCAAUUCUAACGAUGCAAAUGACGAAUCUGCCACUGCAACUGAGACAGGAGAACCAGAAAAGCUUAUCUCGACUCAUCCAAACAUCAUCAAUGAUUCUAUCCAGAAGGAACCAAGCACCAGAGUUAAACUAAAUCAUCCCAAAGAUCUCAUUCUUGGAAAUCCUAAAGAGAGCAUGAUUACCAUGGCUAAAACAAAGAAUUUAGGGCAACAAAAAUGGGUGGAAGAAUCCGAUGCUACCCCCUCGAAUGCUCCUCCUGCUGCUCCGAUUUUGCUGCUUGCUGCUGCAACUGCUUCGAACCCAGGAGAUUCAUUGCUUCCUCAGCGUGAAUCUCAGCCCGUGAAGCCCAAGCCGAAAAGAAUCCCUAAACAAGUGGUUAGAAAAUCUGUGCGACCCUACAAAUGUUGGACUUCAUCGUCUUCAUAUUUGAAGGGAUCUCCUCCACCUGCUACGAUAUCGCUUCUUCCUGCAAUAGUGAAGGGAGUUGCUACAUCAACUCCAACUGGUCCUUCCACUCACAGUCGUGCCCAGAAAGCAUCUAUCGAGAAGGAAAUUUUCAUGAAACGAAGCCAUGACAAACUAGCUCCUCCAGCCAAGAAGCUGAAAUUGAAUCCCCCCUCAAUUUCUUCAAGUUCUGAAGAAGAGGAACCCAUGCAGGAUCCCUCUGUUGAUUGCGAGAACAAAUCCAUUGAAGACACUGAACUCGAACCCGAGUCACCUUUGCCCAAAUCUACUCCAACACCUCCUCGAGGAUCUUCAGCAACCAAGGCAUCUGCUGCUGCCAAAGGCAAGCAGCCUACGAAGAGUUCUUCACCUGGUAAUAUCUCUCCAUCUCAAGCUCUCAGAGCUUGA